Messenger RNA from Linum tenue, 2250 nucleotides. Lineage: Eukaryota; Viridiplantae; Streptophyta; Magnoliopsida; Malpighiales; Linaceae. The record is from the annotation of a GenBank genome assembly.
AAAUUUCCGUUAGGGGGAGGUCUCCGCUUCUCCGGAAAGGAAGUUGGGAUAAAAAAAACUCCGAAGCGGGAGAAGAAAGGAGGGUGCGGGAAAACAAGCGAGUGAAAGUGCGAGAGAAGAGGGAAUUCUUAAGCAAAUUGCGUUUCUUCUUCCUUCGUUCCCCUUCCCAUUCCACCAGCAGCGUUCCCCCGCCCUCCUCCAUUUGUGCUUCCGCUUCUGCUUCAACUUCCGUUUCCCCUCCCCCUUCCGCCUCCGUCCCUCGUCCUAACGGCGGUGGCUGCUCUCCCUCGCGUCUCCGCCGUCACUGCUCCGAAUCUCCGUCAUCAUGUCGCUUCUUCUGUUCCCCGAGAUAUGGCAGUUGCAACUUUGAAAGGACACUUUCCAGCAAGUGAGUAUGGUGGAAGUAAACGAAUUGAAGCGAGAAAACCUUCUCCUAGGAGGCGGCGUGUAUUCGUCCAAACUGAAACAGGAUUUGUUUUGGGAAUUGAACUAGAUGGGAGUGAUAACGCCCACACGGUGAAGAGAAAGCUACAGCUUGCCCUCAACAUCCCAACGGAGGAGAGAUCCUUGAUAUUUGGCGAUGUAAUACUGAAAAAUGAUCUGAGUGAAGUUAGAAACUGUUCUCCACUUCUCCUCACAAGGAACUUCAUGCACAGAAGCUCAUCGACUCCAUGUCUUUCGCCACGUGCAAAGGAUCAUCUUCAGCAGAGUGACAAGAGCAGCCCAAUUGAGAUACUUGGAUUUUCAGAUCAUUUUGCUGUAGUAAAGCCACUAGUGAGAGAAAUCACAAUAGCAAUGAGAAAUGGUGUCAAUCCAACCCCCACUCAUGGCGGCCUUGGAGGUGCAUACUAUUUCAAAAAUUGCCAAUAUGAAAAUAUUGCCAUUGUGAAACCCACAGAUGAAGAGCCUUAUGCCCCCAACAACCCCAAAGGGUUUGUCGGGAAGGCCCUCGGUCAGCCGGGUCUGAAACGUUCAGUUCGGGUUGGUGAAACGGGGUUCAGAGAAGUGGCAGCUUACCUUCUCGAUCGUGGUCACUUUGCCAAUGUGCCUCCCACAGUCCUUGUAAAGGUGACGCAUUCCAUUUUCAACAUCAACGAUGGAAUGAAUCAGGGCAAGCAGCAUCAACACCCAAAGAAGCAGGUUAGCAAGAUUGCAUCGCUUCAGAAGUACAUACAUCAUGAUUUUGAUGCCAGUGACCAUGGGACUUCGAGUUUCCCGGUUGCUGCUGUGCAUAGGAUAGGAAUCUUAGACGUGAGAAUCUUGAAUACCGACAGGCAUGCAGGGAAUCUUCUGGUUAGGAAGCUGGAUGGGAUUGGAAGGUUUGGACAAGUCGACCUUAUCCCCAUUGAUCAUGGACUAUGCCUUCCAGAAGACUUGGAGAACCCAUAUUUCGAGUGGAUAAACUGGCCACAAGCUUCAUUACCAUUCUCCGAUGACGAGCUCGAGUACAUAAACAGUCUCGAGCCUUGUCGAGAUGCUGACAUGUUGAGGAGGGAACUGCCGAUGAUUAGAGAGGCGUGCCUCAGGAUUCUAGUCGUUUGCACAAUUUUCCUGAAGCAAGCCGCAGGUUUCGGUCUGUGCUUGGGAGAGAUUGGAGAAAUGAUGAGUAGGGAGUUCUGCGGUCCAGAAGAGGAACCUAGUGAGUUUGAGCUCAUAUGCAUGGAGGCAAGAAGUCGAGUAGAGGAGUCAAGAUCAUCAUCCCCUUCUUCUGACGUGAAGAAAGGAGGAGAUAGUAACGAGGAGUUCCAGUUUGACAUUGACUGUGAGGCCGAACUAUAUGGGCCACCGUUAAGAACAGUUUCAUUUGGGUGCAGGAACGUCCGGAACCUACUUUCCAAGCUAGAGGAGAGUCUUGAAGAGGAAGAGGAGGAUGGGCUAACUACUACUGCAGUUGUAGAUAUUAGUACUGACCCUGAUGUUGGUGAAAUCGCAGUUAUGACUACGACCUUGGCUAAAAGGUCAAUGUUGUUAAAGAACAUGAGUUUAGGUGAGAAGAGCUGGAGGCGCGAGAUUGCAAUGGAGAAACUCGGGUGUAUGGCUGGGGUAUCGUCUGGGAACAGGAGUGUGAAUGAACAGCUUCCUUUGAGCUGCAGCUUUGUGAAGAUUUCUGAGCUGAGUGAAGGGGAGUGGACACAGUUUCUCGACAUUUUCCAGAAGUUGCUGUACCCUGCUUUUGAAAACCGUGAAUCAGCAGGAAAGCAAGGUCAGAGAAACCCAAGACAGCGGUUAGGAACCUCGUGCCAGUUUUGA